CGCGAAACUGUUGUGCCGGACUUCCCUGUCUAGCAACUACUUUUUUAUUAUUAAACCCUCCACAGCGCCCCCCUUUCUCUCCAAUCCGUCGUCUCUACUUCCAUAUUAGUAGUGCUAAGUGUGUUGAUAUAUACGCAACUUGCCUACAUAUAUAUACCUUAUAUAUAUAUAUAUAUAUAUAUAUAUAUACUUUUUGUUUUAGUACACACAACGCAAUACGGCCAAGAAAGAUAAAGGGGGGCAAUUCCACCCACCGCCUGAUCAGGCCCCGAAACAGGCGUCAUGACUCUCGACGAAGUCGACCGUGAGCUCGAGGCGGCCGAGCGCGAUGCCUCGCCGCACAUGUUCCCCCAACGACGAAGCGAGGAGAUUGAGAGGGUGAUAUCGGCAUCGUCGGUCUCGACAGCGUCGUCAUCCGAGACCGGGGGCGCGGUACGGCGCGGGGGCUUGUCGUCGUCGGCGGCAAGCGGCCUCGGCGCCAUGAGCCGUGUUUCCACCCAGAGAGACCUCGAGCGCCAUCCCACCGAGCUGAGCCGCAUCCACACGGCGCGGAGCCAGCACAGCGCCACCGUCGGCAGGGACCCCAGGAGCAGAGAAUCCAAGAAGCCGCUGCCCUCCUUCGGCGCCGGCAAGCCCUACCCGCCCAUGCUCCAGGACCGCGAAGACUACGUCGUCGAGUUCGACGGCCCUGACGACCCGUUGCACGCCCAGAAUUGGCCCUUGAACAAGAAACUCGUUACUGCUGGCGUGCUGGGUUACACUACUUUGACAGCUGCCUUUGGGUCGAGCAUCUUCUCGGCCGCCACUCGUGCCGUUGCUGCUACCUUUGGCGUGUCGUCUGAGGUGGCCCUGCUGGGUGUGUCUUUCUACGUCCUCGGUUUUGCCACGGGCCCGACGCUGUGGGCUCCUCUAUCGGAGCUGAGGGGCCGCCGCCUGCCGCUUCUCAUCGCCAUGUUCGGCUUCUUCAUCUUCAACAUCGCCACGGCCGUGGCCAAGGAUCUGCAGACGGUCCUUAUCGGCCGCUUCUUCGCCGGCUUCUUUGGCGCCUGCCCCUUGGCCGUCGUGGCCGCUGUCUUCUCGGACAUGUUUGACAAUCGGACACGGGGUAUCGCCAUCACGCUCUUCUCCAUGGCCGUCUUCACCGGCCCGCUGCUCGCGCCCUUCGUCGGCGGCUUCAUCGUCGAGUCGUACCUAGGCUGGCGCUGGACCUCGUACAUUGUCGCCAUCAUGGGCGCCGUUGCCUUUGUGCUCGACGUCAUCUUCCUCGAGGAGACGUACCCGCCCGUCAUCUUGGUCAGCAAGGCCUCGGAGCUGCGCCGCCGUACCCUGAACUGGGGCAUUCACGCCAAGCAGGAGGAGAUUGAGGUCGACCUCCGCGAGCUCAUCACGAAGAACUUCUCACGCCCGAUGCGGCUGCUCUUCACUGAGCCCAUCGUCACCCUGCUGUCCAUUUACAUGGCCUUCAUCUACGGCCUGCUGUACCUUUUCCUCACGGCAUACCCCUUUGUUUUCCAGGGCGUGCAUCACUUCAACGCCGGCCAGUCGGGCCUUACCUUUUUCGGCAUGAUUCUCGGUCAAAUUCUUGCCGGCAUUAGUGUCCUGCUUCAGCAGCCGUGGUACCAGCGCAAGCUGGCGGCCAACAACGGCAUCCCAAUUCCCGAAUGGAGAUUACCGAGCGUCAUUGCGGGCGGCGUGUCAUUCGCAGCCGGUCUGUUCUGGUUCGGGUGGUCUGGGUACCGUGCCGACGUGCACUGGAUCGUGCCCACGCUGUCAGGCAUCCUGUCGGGCUUCGGCCUCAUGUCCAUCUUCCUCCAGUCGCUCAACUAUCUGGUCGAUGCCUAUCUCAUGUUCGCCGCAUCUGCCAUCGCCGGCAACACCUUCCUGCGCUCCCUCGCGGGCGCCGGAUUCCCUCUCUUCUCUACAUACAUGUUCGACGGCCUGGGCAUCCAGUGGGCGUCAACGCUGCUGGGUGCCGUGGCCGUCGUGCUCGUCCCCAUCCCCGUCAUCUUCUACAUGUACGGCCACCGCAUCCGUGCCAAGAGUGCCUUCGCGCCGACCGCGCCCCCCGGCGUCCAUCCGCUGGCCGCCGUCGCCAACGACCGAGACAGCAACACGGCCCACAACACUUCAGACGGCGCCGUUGACGCGGCCGCCGAGAAGGAGGCUGCUGCAGGCGAUGCGAACAGCGCCGCGGUCCCCAAGAAGGCCGGCAGGAAUGAGCCUGGCAAUGCUGUCUGAUCAUAUACCCUCACAUAGGCAUGCUUGGUAUACACCAACCAGAUAGGAGAAUGAUAAGGGGGGAAAAAGGAGACUGACGGCUGGCGUCAUCAGUCAGCUAAGCAAGCCUUUUUAUUUUAGUUUCUUGCGGUAUCUACAUUCUGCUAUCAUAGAUGCGAGAGAGAGAGAAAAGAAAAGGGGAGGGAGGAUAAAUACCCUGGCCAGCGGCGUUUUUGUUUUGUUUUUCUCUUGUUCAUAUAUUUUGUGGCUUGCAAAGCAUGCAUGCUUGCUCAAGCGUCUUCAAUGCAUAUUCCGUAUCCUGGAUAUAAUUAAUUAUUAAUUAACUUUUUUUCUGAGAGGAAAAAUGAAAAAUAAAAGUAGCAUAAAUGGCAUAGAGACUAGCAGCAGUACCACAUGAAGUGAAAA
Molecule: messenger RNA, 2643 nt
Organism: Lasiosphaeria miniovina
Lineage: Eukaryota; Fungi; Ascomycota; Sordariomycetes; Sordariales; Lasiosphaeriaceae
Product: major facilitator superfamily domain-containing protein
Exons: 4
Coding region: 283-2238 (651 amino acids)
Biological process (GO): transmembrane transport
Cellular component (GO): plasma membrane
Molecular function (GO): transmembrane transporter activity
Source: RefSeq, a predicted model, not a curated record